This is a messenger RNA of Cannabis sativa, 2055 nucleotides long. Its product is annotated as vacuolar cation/proton exchanger 3. Gene Ontology annotation, molecular function: calcium:proton antiporter activity. The coding region runs from base 132 to 1475 and encodes 447 amino acids. Gene Ontology annotation, biological process: calcium ion transmembrane transport; intracellular calcium ion homeostasis. The transcript is spliced from 12 exons. The record is from RefSeq and is a predicted model, not a curated record. Gene Ontology annotation, cellular component: plant-type vacuole membrane. Lineage: Eukaryota; Viridiplantae; Streptophyta; Magnoliopsida; Rosales; Cannabaceae.
GCAUCUAUAUAACAGUGUAUUCACUCUCUCUAACUUCUCACACACACACAUAGACACUACUACUACUCUCAAUUAUAUUAUCAUCAUCAUUAUUAUUAUUAAUUUUGAUUUAAUUAAUAAUAAUAAUACUAAUGGCUUCAUCAAUUAACCAACAAGAGCCAUGGCAAAUGGAAAAUGGUCAACCAAAGGGACUAAGCAGAGAAGGAAGACAUGGGAGAACAGCACACAACAUGUCAUCUUCUUCUCUUAGAAAGAAAUCUGACAUUAAACUUGUGUCUAAAGUCCCUUGUGCCCUUCUUAGAACCUUCUUGGCUAAUCUUCAAGAGGUCAUUUUGGGAACAAAGCUUUCUAUUCUCUUUCCUGCCAUUCCUUUAGCCAUUGCUGCUCACUCUUUUGGAUUUGGAAGACCAUGGGUCUUUGCUUUGAGCUUGCUUGGACUAACUCCAUUGGCUGAACGUGUCAGCUUCCUCACAGAACAAAUAGCUUAUUACACUGGUCCAACAGUGGGAGGGCUUCUAAAUGCAACAUGUGGCAAUGCAACUGAGAUGAUAAUAGCAAUAUUUGCAUUAGCCCAAGGCAAAAUUGAGGUGGUCAAAUACUCUCUCUUAGGCUCCAUACUCUCAAACCUACUCCUUGUUCUUGGUACCUCUCUUUUAUGUGGUGGAAUUGCCAACCUUGGUACUCAACAAAAAUAUGACAGAAGACAGGCGGAUGUGAACUCGGUACUACUCCUGUUGGCGCUGUUGUGCCAGUUGCUGCCGAUGUUGUUCAGCUACGCCUCGGCUUCAUCGGCUGCAGUCACACUUGAGUCGACGCUGCAGCUUUCGCGAGCCAGCAGCAUUGUCAUGCUCAUGGCUUAUGUGGCUUACCUUGUCUUUCAGCUCUGGACUCAUCGCCAGUUGUUCGAAGCUGAAGAGGAUGAAAGGGAGGGUGAGAAUUCAUCGGAAGAAGAGGCUGUGAUUGGAUUUGCAAGUGGAUUUGUUUGGUUAGCUGGAAUGACUCUAGUCAUUGCUUUGUUGUCCGAGUAUGUAGUACAAACAAUUGAGGAUGCAUCGGACACUUGGGGUUUGUCAGUAAGCUUUCUAAGCAUAAUUUUGCUACCAAUUGUUGGAAACGCAGCUGAACAUGCUGGUGCUGUUAUCUUUGCUUUCAAAAACAAGUUGGAUAUUACAUUGGGUGUUGCAUUAGGAUCAGCUACUCAAAUUGCCCUAUUUGUGGUCCCAUUGUGUGUUGUUGUUUCUUGGAUUAUGGGAAUUAAGAUGGAUCUCAACUUUAAUCUCCUUGAAACCAGUUCUCUUGCCAUAGCUAUAAUUGUCACAGCUUUUACUCUACAAGAUGGAACUUCUCACUACUUGAAGGGCCUUGUUCUUUUGCUAUGCUAUGUUGUCAUUGGAGCCUGCUUUUUUGUAUCCGAAACCCCAGCAAGCAACAAUGGAGUUAAUCACAUCAACUUGGAACUCUUCAGAUCAGCUUAAAAAGAAUAACUUUUGGGAGGAAAAAAAAAUGGUGACUAGUGAUGAGGAAAAAAAUCAAAGCUCAAAGGUUCAUGAUUGGAAUUUGGAAUGAUGAUGAAAACAUAUGGAUUUGGAAAAUUGUGUUGAUAUUCUUUCAUUUUGAUUAAUUCGUCUCUGCAUAUGUAUGGUUCCAAUCGAUAUAUAUAUAUCACUUGCCGGAGAGCAACACUUGAAGUUCUGAAAAAUCAUUUCAAGGGGUGAAGCUUGAUGAGGGACUGGUGUGGCUACUUAUAUAUAUAUAUAUAAAUAUAUAUAUAUAUAUCACAAUAUAUCUCAUAUGUAUACAAGAAUAAUAAUCAUCUUUUUCAUCAUUUGUGUUUGAGUGUUUAAUAAUAAUAACUCAUACCAUGAGUUAAAGUUGUUUCUUUUUUUUGCUAGGUUUCUUCUUGUAGUGUCAGAAGUACUUUUUUGUUUUGUUUUUAUAUAUAUAAUUUAAUAUCAUAUUAUUAUUCUGUAUGGAGAAUAAAUGUUCUUUAUUCGAUAUCUUGUAGUGCCAAAUGUGUUAAUAAUGGAAUAUAAUAUUGGUGUUGUGUUUGGCUUU